Messenger RNA from Mus caroli (Ryukyu mouse), 2663 nucleotides. It is a transcript of the gene Cd38, whose product is annotated as CD38 molecule. Gene Ontology annotation, molecular function: NAD+ nucleosidase activity, cyclic ADP-ribose generating; phosphorus-oxygen lyase activity. Gene Ontology annotation, biological process: positive regulation of B cell proliferation. The record is from RefSeq and is a predicted model, not a curated record. Lineage: Eukaryota; Metazoa; Chordata; Mammalia; Rodentia; Muridae. Gene Ontology annotation, cellular component: plasma membrane.
UCUUCUCUUGGAGAGAGAGAGGUUCUGGUCAGUUUGCUCUGGAGUCUGGAAAUAAGCAGUUGGAGUGCCUGUUGACAACCCAAAAGCCUUAUUAGUCCAGUCACCCCCGUGGAACUUUGGAGCAGGAGUAGGGGGUGGGAAAGGAAGCAGAUAAAAGCAAGUGAAAGAAAGGAGGAGGGGCAGGCUCUGACCCAGCCAGCCCUGUGCUCUCUUCCUGCCUAGCCUGGGCCAGUCUUCGGGAGCCCAAUGGCUAACUAUGAAUUUAGCCAGGUGUCUGGGGACAGACCUGGCUGCCGCCUCUCUAAGAAAGCCCAGAUCGGUCUCGGAGUGGGUCUCCUGGUCCUGAUCGCCUCGGCAGUAGUGAUCGUGGUCAUAGUUCUGAGGCCGCACUCACUCCUGGUGUGGACUGGAGAGCCUACCACGAAGCACUUUUCUGACAUCUUCCUGGGACGCUGUCUCAUCUAUACUCAGAUCCUCCGGCCAGAGAUGAGAGAUCAUAACUGCCGGGAAAUACUGAGUACAUUCAAAGGAGCAUUUGUUUCCAAGAACCCUUGCAACAUCACAAGAGAAGACUAUGCCCCACUGGUUAAAUUGGUCACUCAAAGCAUACCAUGUAACAAGACUCUCUUUUGGAGCAAAUCCAAACACCUGGCCCAUCAGUAUACUUGGAUCCAGGGAAAGAUGUUCACCCUGGAGGACACCCUGCUGGGCUACAUUGCUGACGAUCUCAGGUGGUGUGGAGACCCUAGUACUUCCGAUAUGAACUAUGUCUCUUGCCCACAUUGGAAUGAAAGCUGUCCCAACAACCCUAUUACUAUGUUCUGGAAAGUGAUUUCCCAAAAGUUUGCAGAAGAUGCCUGUGGUGUGGUCCAAGUGAUGCUCAAUGGGUCCCUCCGUGAGCCAUUUUACAAAAACAGCACCUUUGGAAGUGUGGAAGUCUUUAGUUUGGACCCAAAUAAGGUUCAUAAACUACAGGCCUGGGUGAUGCACGACAUCAAAGGAGCUUCCAGUAACGCAUGUUCAAGCUCCUCCAUAAAUGAGCUGAAGAUGAUUGUGCAGAAAAGGAAUAUGAUAUUUGCCUGCGUGGAUAACUACAGGCCUGCCAGAUUUCUUCAGUGUGUGAAGAACCCUGAGCAUCCAUCGUGUAGACUUAAUACGUGAAGGAUCUGGAUAUUAGAUCACCUGUAGCCUGGACUGAGAUGAAGGGGCUCAGAAGCAACACUGGUGGAAAACUGAAACUGUCAGGGAGAAGUCUCUACUACAGUGUUAACACCAGAGAUGGAAGAGCUUCCCAACACAUUAUGACAAAAUUACAUGAUCAACUUAAUACUCUCUGUGUACUACCAACAUUCAAGAAAAAUUACUCCAUAAACCAGAGUUAAACUUCUAUAUUGUUAUAUUAGUCUAACUUUCUCAUGUGGUGCUUCUAUAUUGUUUACAUAUUGCUUACAUCCUUUUAUCCCUCUUUUAAUGAUAUCUCUCUCUCUCUCUCUCUCUCUCUCUCAAUGAGGCUGAGAAUCAAACCAGAGAACUUUCAAAAACAUGGUGGAUAAAACUAUAUACCACUGAGCUAAAUCUUCAGCACAGCUGAUAACAUCAUUUUUACUGAAAAAUGGCCAAUCAAACUUCCCAUUGGACAAAGAAAGUCAAAUGUCAAGUAUAUUGAAAUGAAUGACCUUUUUUUUAAUGUUUUUUCAUUUUUCCCACAGAUAUUCACAUGAUAAACCUGAGGUCAUAGGGUCAUUAUAGGGAAGGUGCUGUGUGGGCACCAUGCCCUGUGCUUUAAUCUUUAACCCAACAUGUCCCUGAUAACUUUGAGCAUUCUUUUCUUUUCUUUUCUUUUCUUUUCUUUUCUUUUCUUUUCUUUUCUUUUCUUUUCUUUUCUUUUCUCUUCUUUUCUCUUCUCAUUUUUUUUAAAACAGAAGAAAAUGGAGUUUAGAGAGAUAAUUGAUUUUCCUAAAGUCACUUUCUUAGGAUCAUGGUUACAUCUGGAAUUAAAUCAGUUCUGUCAAAGUCCACAACAUAUGAUGGUUUUUUUCUUUUCCGAGCUUUUAUUGCCAAAUUGGUAGCCUGUGUUGUUGUCUAGCAAAUGCUAUUGCAUUAAAUUGAAUAUAAUAGAAUCUGAAAUGUGAUCUUUAUGGAAGAUCUCAAAACUAAUUACUUGCACCCUCUUUCUCUUCCACUUCAUUCUUGGUGCCUUUUAUAGGCAGUCAAGAGUUAACAUAUAUUUGGUGCUAAUAUUGGCAAUUUAUGUUUUCUAUCCUUUUUUUCUUAGAUCAGUCUUGCUCAGAAUCAUUAAUUUUGUUAUGUUGUUGCUAUUGUUAUUGUUGUUGUCUUUUUCAAAGCUCAAAUCUUUAACUUUCCUCAUUUAUUAAUUUAAUUGAGCUUUAGUCUUUAUUUUUAGAAACAUAGAAAUUUCUUCUAGCUAUCUGGAAUAUCUUCAGUUUUUUGAGGCAAAUGCUUAGACCAUUGAUAUUUCAGUUUGUUUUCUACAGAUGUAUUUUAGGAUUCUAGGUUUUUCCCUGAGCCCUGCUUUCGCUGUAACACUGAAUUUUUGUAUGCCUUAACUGUUUAGCUACUGUGAUAGUUUUUGUAUAUGCUUGGCCCAGGGAGUGGCAGGAUUAGAAGGUAUGGCCUUGUUGGAAUAGGUAUGUCACUGUGGG